AAUUUGUUUUGGAAUCUCGUUGAGCGAAGACAGAAUGAAGUUGUGCUUUUCAUUUUUUUUAAUUUUAUGCCUUGCUUCUGAAGCAAUGCUCCAAUUGCAAGUAUUUUCAAAGAAAAACGUGACAGACUGUUCAUCUGGAACGUGCAUUGAUUAUUGUGAAUUAUGGGGAGAAAAAGUUCUUCCAGGAAAGUCCAAAGUUAUCGGAUGUUCGGAAUUGAGUUGCUCUAAAGAUUUCAGUGCGACGAUUGUCGGUUGUGCUUUGCGAAAAUCUAGUUGGUGCUUUAAAUUUGAGGAUGACUUAACUUUGCCAUACCCAGAAUGCUGUAACGCAAAAUGUUUAGAACUUCAACCCGGUGCUACAAAGCCCGAGCAUGAUGAUGGUCUUUCAUAAAUUUCUCACUCUUUUUUCCUAUAACA
Messenger RNA from Clunio marinus, 417 nucleotides. The record is from the annotation of a GenBank genome assembly. Lineage: Eukaryota; Metazoa; Arthropoda; Insecta; Diptera; Chironomidae.